CCUUCUCUCUUAUACUGGGAGGACAGCAGGAUGGAGGACAGGGUGUGGACUUUGUGCCUUCUUGUCAUUUUGACUGGGGGAUGGACGGAGGCUCAGAGUCAGACCAACUUUACCAGGCCUACCUUCCACUGUGGAGGCCACCUGGUCAUAGACUCGGGGAUCGUGGCCAGUGAAGGCUUCCCCAGUCACUACAAACCCAACAGUAAAUGCACCUGGUACAUCACUGUCCCAGAGGGUCAUGUGGUCAUGCUGUCUUUCCGCCUCUUCGACAUGGAGGCCGACCCCACCUGUCGGUACGACUACCUGGACGUCUACAACGGUCACACCCGAUUGGUGCAGAAGCUGGGCCGCUUCUGUGGGACGUUCAGGCCCGGCGCCCUCAUCUCAACCUCCAACACCAUGAUGUUAGACAUGGUGUCGGACGACGCCACCGGCGGAAGAGGCUUUCUGGCUUCUUUCGCCGCAGGGAAGCCACAUGUGGAAGAGAAUCAGUUCUGCGGAGGACGGCUGACCAAAGCACAGGGCUCUGUCAAAACGCCCAACUGGCCAAACUCUGAUUACCCAGCAGGCAUCAGCUGCUCCUGGCACAUCUCUGUAGAACCGAGCAACGUGAUCGAGGUGAAGUUUCAGAAGCUGGACUUGGAGCCCGACACGUACUGUCGCUACGACUAUGUGGCGUUGUUUAACGGAGGAGAGAGGGACAACUCAAGAAGAAUUGGGAAAUUCUGUGGAGACAGGCCACCGGAAACUAUAGUGACCAAUGGGAAUGAGCUCCUUGUCCAGUUCGUCUCUGACCUCAGCAUUACCUCAGAUGGCUUCAUGGCCUUCUACUCCAGUGUGCCCCGCGGGUCCCGAACACCCACUGCUGGGGGAGACUUUAUUUACAGUCCUCAGUCGACGUCCAUGCCACAAAAAGUGCCCGUGAGGCCCAGGAAACCCAUUAAACCAACCCCCAAACCUAGACCCGGUCUCCAGCCUAAACCCACCAAAAAAACGCUGGUGAAGAAACCUCCUCCACGCAAACCUAUUGCCAAGCCCGCAGUCAAGCCCACAGCUAAACCCAAACCAGCUAAACCUACACCUAAGGUGCCUGUGAAAAAGCCUGCACCUAAACCCAGAGUUAAACCCACACCCAAACCUAAGAUUAUCAAGCCGGUGCUCAAACCAAACAUCAAGGCUAAACCCACGCGUAAACCAACACUGAGGACGAAGCCCACCUUAAAACCUGCUGUCAAACGAGUAAAGCCAACCCCUAAGAGCGGAGUUAAACCAAUCGUCAAACCUAAAGCGACACCUAAACCGGGACAAAGCAAGACAGUGACGAAGAAGCCUGUCGUGAGCAAGAAACCUUUACCACUGAACCCACUGUGUACACAAGCCUGUAAGAGGACAGGAACCCUCCAGUCCAGCUUCUGCCCUCAUGACUUUGUGAUUACGGGUAAGAUUACAUCUCUGACGGCUGGUCCGAGGGGCUCAGCAACUGUUGAGGUGUCCCUCAUCAAGGCCUAUAAGACAGGACGCCUCAACAUCAAUAAAUCAGGACCGGGAAUGUCAGUCAUGCUGACCUCCACCUGCAAGAAAUGCCCUGGUCUAAGCAAAGGCCUGAACUAUGUGCUGAUGGGAAAAGUCGACACACAGGGCAACGGCCAUCUCAGCCCCUCCAGCUUCACUCUCCUCUAUAAGCCAAUCCACGCCAAAGCACUGGCCAACCUCUCUGGAAAAUCCUGCUGACACCACAGCUGAACUCACCAGUCACAUGAACAGCCGCAGCUGUCUCUCUAAAAACAUGUAACUUGACUGAAAAGACUGAAAAUAUUAUUAGAAAUAUCCAAAGAUAAUUUUUAUAUAAUACACAUAAAAUUAAGUAUUAUAUUUUGUAUUUUGUAUGUAAAUUAUAAUAUUUCUGUGUUAAAAGAUCAUCAGUCAAUCAUCAUCAUCAAUAAACCAUGUGAUACUGGUGCUUGGAGGGAUUUCAAUGUCUACCAUCUAUUAUCUUUUUAUGGUAAAAUAUAUGAUCUGCUCUAAGGAAAAUAUAUAUCCGACACACAUGAAAACACAGAUGAAUAUUCUUAUGUUUAUGGUUUUUACAUCCACCAACCACCCUGAUUGUGAUCUGCUGUCUAGGUUUGUUGUUAGUUCAACCAUCAUUCAUUCAACUUUAUUCAUCCCUGCAAGGGUCUUCGUGCAUCAUCAUCAUCAUCAUCAUCAUCAUCAUGCUCUUGCUGCCCACAACAGCACCAGGAGAUAACCAUCACACAUACCAGGAUGUACAGUAUGUCAAGUUGUUGGUCCAGAAGGCAAACAUGUAGAGCGUCUUGUUGCAGUAGGAGCUAAUUUGUGUUGUGUCCUUGUUGUAGUUGGGCUCAUAAAUAGAGUAGAUACACACAUUACCUGAAAAAAAAAGAAUAUAUUAUAUUCCAACUUUACAUGACACAUUUAAUGUUCUAAUCUUUUGUUAUGGUGCAAAAGAAAGUGAAAGAGAAAACACUGUAACGGGAUAACAUUUAGUGUGAUGAGAAAAAUAACUCCCCUGGAACAGAGACAGGAUUGUUGUCUUCUGUGAACUUUAUGACGCACUGUGCACAUUAGAACCUUUGUUUGUUAGUGUUUUUGUUUUAAUUAAUCCCACAAAGGAAUGCUGUAAUAUCAAUUUGUUAAACAAUAAAAAUUAUCCUCUCUACUCAUCCCCCCAAAAAAGUCAGAUGCUU
Messenger RNA from Seriola aureovittata, 2708 nucleotides. RefSeq names its product procollagen C-endopeptidase enhancer b (gene pcolceb). The coding region runs from base 31 to 1731 and encodes 566 amino acids. The record is from RefSeq and is a predicted model, not a curated record. Gene Ontology annotation, molecular function: protein binding. Lineage: Eukaryota; Metazoa; Chordata; Actinopteri; Carangiformes; Carangidae. The transcript has 9 exons.